Messenger RNA from Symbiodinium natans, 274 nucleotides. NCBI's taxonomy places the organism in Eukaryota, Dinophyceae, Suessiales, Symbiodiniaceae. The record is from the annotation of a GenBank genome assembly.
AUGAAGAGAAUCCCAGGCGACUCGGCUGCAAAUCCCAGCUGGAAAGCUUAUCGCCAACCAAUUAACGAGAAUCCCGGGCGACUCGGCUGCAAAGCUGGAAAGCUUAUCGCCAACCAAUUAAGGAGAAUCCCGGGCGACUCGGCUGCAAAUCCCAGCUGGAAAGCUUAUCGCCAACCAAUUAAGGAGAAUCCCGGCCGACUCGGCUGCAAAGCUGGAAAGCUUAUCGCCAACCAGAUAACGAGAAUCCCGGGCGACUCGGCUGCAAAGCUGGAAA